Messenger RNA from Anopheles nili, 24063 nucleotides. RefSeq lists its product as uncharacterized. Gene Ontology annotation, molecular function: ATP-dependent chromatin remodeler activity; ATP hydrolysis activity; ATP binding. Gene Ontology annotation, cellular component: nucleus; chromatin. Bases 1032 to 21416 code for a protein of 6794 amino acids. Lineage: Eukaryota; Metazoa; Arthropoda; Insecta; Diptera; Culicidae. Gene Ontology annotation, biological process: chromatin remodeling; regulation of gene expression. The transcript is spliced from 18 exons. The record is from RefSeq and is a predicted model, not a curated record.
UCGGCAGACGCAUGCGAGCCAAAAUCGCGAACGACGGCACGCGUAGAGCCGUAUGUGAUGACUUCUGUCCCAUCAUCAUCCUUUUGCCAGUGGUGCACUGUGUAAAGCCAAGUAACGUUUUGCACACCCUCGGUGCCACCGUUGCAAAAAAGGAAGCACCUUGCACUACAGAUGAAGAACCGAACAGGAAACGCAAGUGAACCGGACAAGCAGCGUAGCAGUUUGUUGUGAAAAAUUGCUAACGGAAACCGGAAAGAGGGAAGGGAACGCAAGAAUUUCGCAAUCCGUGUUUUCCUCCGUUUCGUUUUUGUUUUGUUUUCGUCUGACCGAACACGCGGAAAAAGGAAGACCGCAACCGCAACAGUAGUAGUAAAUAGUAAUAGUAGGGGGUGAUCCUGCGUUUUCUAACUCGCGCAAACGUGUCGACUCCCGCCUGUACCACCCUACGCUAAGUAUAUUAGUUUAAAGGAAGAAAAGAAAAGAAAAAAAAGGAUAAAGUACGACAGUUAUAAACUGCGCACGCAAGUGUUUGCAAGUAGAAGAAAAUAAUUACAAAUAGCAGGAAACAACCACGCACGGCAUAACUCUUGGCCUGGCCGACCGAGAGAGUGAGAGAGAGAUAGAGAGUGAUUGAAGGAGCAGAAAACCGUCAUUAGAACAAACUCCUAUCCAAUCAUCACAACAACACCACACACGUCCCACUGCUUCACACGCACGAGAAAACAUCCUUUCCUCAUGAAGAACGAACAGAGCGGCGUUAAGUCGUCGAGCGCGUUCAACGGGGCAGCAAGUGGUAGGAACGCUACGGCCAAGCGUGAAACGAAGCUGAAAAGCAGACGUUAAUACGCCCAGAGAGAGGGAGAGUGUGUGUGUGUAUAGUAGGAAGCAAAAAGGGCCCGCCCGUUCAGAUCUGCAUGAAGGACAUAUACGGUCGUGGGGGUGUAUAUGACCAGCAGAAGCAGUAGUGCGUGUAAUCAUACAACGAUAGAGCCAAGGGUCCACCGAUCUAUUUUUUAUAUAAAAAUUUAAAAAUGGAUGCCUACUAUCGAUACGAUCCGACCGCCCCUCGGGGGAUGGGUCCACCUGGUGGCCAAGCCGGAGGUCCUUACGCGCGGCAUCGGGCCCCACACCCGAUGCAGCAGCAACAGCCCCCGCCGCAGUCCCAGUACCCCUCGUAUCACCAGCCGGCUGGAACGGACUCGAUGUACUCGAUGCCGGAUCACACCGCCGCCGGAAUGGCCGGCAUGGGUGAUGUCGUGUGGGGGGCACAACCUCCACCGCCACCCCAGGCCAACCCGUACGCGUCACCGAUGGGCUACGGUUUGCCGCAGGGACCACCACAAGGACCGACGCAGCGCCAAACGCCAACGGGGUACCGGCAACACAUGGGAGGAUACCCGCAACAGGACCCUCAAAAGCUGCAAUACCCCACGCAGCAAUCGAUGAUGGGUGGCAUGAUGCCACCGCAGCAAGGCUACGGCUCGCUAAGCCAACCUCAGCAGCAGCAGCAACAGCAGCAACCUCCCCAGCAACAGCAACCGCAACAGCAGCAGCAACAAGCGCAGCAACAGCAGCGCGUCUCGCAGCAUUACCCCCAGCCGGGUCACUCCAUGUACCCGGGCGCACCAUCCGCGGCACAAUCCGCGUACGGUGCGUACGGUCCGGCUGCAGCGGCCAUGCAACAGCACGCGGCCCGAUCCGCCCAGCACGUGUACAAUCAGCACCAGCUGGAUCCGACCGGUGGCUACGGGCAGCACCUCGUUAGUGGUGGUCAGGUUCCCACAAGCCUGCACCAGCUGGGUGCUCCCCAGCAGCAACCACCCGGAGCGGGUGGCGUUCCGGGAGGGCUAGCUCCGACGCACCCGUCGCAGCAACCCUCCCAUUUGCCACCGCAAUCCCAGCAGCAGCAGUUGCAUCAGACACACGGCAGCCAACCUCAGCAGCAUCCCCAGCAACACCCGGGAUUGAGUGGGUUGGGCGUUGGAGGAGGUUCGCAACCUUCGCAGCAGCAACAGGGUCAGCAUCCGGGGAUGGUGCACGCGGGUGGACAGCAACCGAAUGCCGCCGGUGCUGGUUUGCAUGGGCUUGGUGGUCCGCUGGGGCCACAACAGCAGCAGCACCCGAUGACGCACGGUGCAGCUAUGGCCGGUGUUCCGGGUGGUGGAGGAGGAGGUGGAGGUGCUGGUGGGCCUGGCGGGGCCGGUGGAUAUGGUGCGAGUGCACCACAGCAACAAUCGUACCUGCCAAACGCGGCCACGAAGCAACAACCGACGCAACAUGGAGGAAGCCCCCAGUAUCGGGCGCCCUUCCCUCAGUUGUCCCCUCAGAUGUCUCCGCGCCCGCCCCAGAUGUCACCACACACGCAGAUGUCCCCACGGCCCGUCAUGUCCCCGGCAAAGCCGCCCGGUGGAGGACCACCCGUUGUCACGUCGCAAUCGCCUCAGUCGACGAUAACGUCCACGCAUUCGCCUCACCUGGGCGCGGGAAUUGUGGCCGGAAGUGGUGGUAUGCAAAGCCCACGGCCACAAGCUGGCACGAAGCUGACGGCGUCUAGUUCCGGGGGUAGCGUGGUGAGCGGAGGACCAGGAGCAGGCGUUAAUACGACGCUGCAAGCACUGGAACAGAUGGUAAUGCCACCGAGCGGAGCAGCGGGAAUGGAGUACGUUCAAGCGGCGGCAGUAGCAGCAGCUGCGGCCGCAGCCUACCGUGGUGGCCCACCAAGUCACCAGCAGCAGCAAGCUCAAAUGGUAGCGAACAAUCCACUAUCACCGCUUGGACCACGUUUGCCAAUGUCCCCGCAGCAUCAACACCAGCAUCAGCAGCACCAACAGUGGCCUCCGAUGGCGGCCGUCCAGCAGCAGCAACAACAGCGCCCGGGCAGUGGUGGCAUCAAUGGAAGCGCUCACCAUGGUAUGGCGGGUCCUAUUCCACCUCCCGGAAGUCACAUGCCACCGAUGCACGGAGGUCACGCGCCCCAUUUGCAUCCGGGAGCGCACGGGCCGCCACCGACGCAUGCGCAGCAGCAAAUCAGCCAGCUGAACGACAUCUCCAGCCUGAUUCCGCCCGUGUCGCAAACCAGCAUGCCUGUGAUACCGCCCCCAUCGGCAGCGGGACCACCAGGCCCGCAGGCUUACGGUGGGCUCGAGGAUAAGGGACAGCACGGUGUCGUCGGUGGGGUGGACGUGAACACCUCGGUCGCGAGCGUGCAGCAACAGCAGCAGCAACCUGUACAUAGCCUUCACCAGCCGCACCUUUCGCAACCGACGGCUCCCACGGCACCGCAGCAGCCACCGCAAAUGUCCUCCCUGCAGCAGCAAAUGCAGCAGCAGCAGCAAAUGUUGACCCAGCUGCAGCCGGGUUCGCAUCUUCCUCCACCGUCUGCUGGGCAGCAUCACGCUGGUCCCGGUGGGCCCCAGCAGCAGCAUCAGCAGGCCAGCAUGCACCACAGUACGCUAGCGGCCAUGCAACCGGCCACCGGACCUGGUAGUCUGUCGCAUUCGAUCUCGCAGCAGCUCCACUCGCCGUCAUUUAAUGACGAGAUGCUGAUGUCGCCAAGCGGCCCCAACCAACACUUGCAGAGCGUCAACAGUAGCCUGGCCCAGCAGCAAUCUCAGCAGCUGCAACAGCAGCAGCAACACCAGCCAAAACAGCAGCAAUCGAGCCAGCAGCAGUCCGGUGGCGCCGGAGCGUCUUUGAACGAUCUGCCCUCAAUGCAGCAUCCUCACGCGCAUCCGCAUCCGCACGGACAUCAGCAAGGUGUCGUCGAGUUGCCACCGAUCUCUUCGAUCACGGAGCAACAGCAACAGCAGCACCAUCUGCAUCAUCACCAUUUGCACCACCACCAUCAGCAGCAGCAGCAGCAUCAGCAGCAGCAACACCAGCAGCAGCAGCAACAUCAUCAGCAGCAUCACCAUCAUCAGCAGCAGCAUCAAUCUCAGGCGCAGCAUCACCAGUCCACGGCUGGUUUGGUAGAUCCGGUUGCGGAACAGCAACAACAGCAACACCAUCACCAUCAACAGCAGCAGCAACAGUCUCAGCAACAACAGCAAAUGCAGCAGCAUCAGCAUCAGCACCAGCAACAGGCUCAGCAUCAACAACAGCAGCAACAACAGCAGCAGCAGCAGCAGCAGCAACAACAACAACAACAACAACAGGGUCAGCAAUCGCAUAUGCAACAGGUGUCGGUUCCACCGACGUCCGAUUUCAGCUUGAUUGACAGCCUGGCAUCGAGCAAUGCAAACGAGGCUCCUUCGAGUUUGGGCUCAUCAAUGGUUAGCAACGCUGGCACGGCAUCUGGCGUAGUUCCUUCGGUUUAUUCACAUGAUUCGACCCUCACACCACUCAGCACGAGUGGCAGUGAUAUGGGAGACGCGCGUCAGCAGCAGCAGCAGCAACAACAGCAACAGCAAACCCACCAGCACCAGCAACACGCCCUUUCGGCGGAACAAACGACGACGGGAAGUAGCAGCAGCAAUGAAGAAUCUCGCGAUAGCAUCGUACCCGCACCGGCCGAAUCGAAUACGGACGAGUCGAAAUCCUCCAACUCGAACUCGCUCAUGUCCGGUACGGACUUUGAGGCGCUACAUCACCACCAGCAGCAGCAGAGUGCCGGCCUGCUGCUCGGUCAGGAUAAUCUGCACGUCGGUGGUGGCGUGCUCGAGGAAGCAAUGAAGGAAUCCGCUAGCAUGGGCGGAGACACGUCGGCGGUGAUGGACCCGGUUAAGCAAACAGGAGAAGAUGCACUCGGUGGGUACCAUUCCGAUGGUAGCCUGAUGCAAGCGGGAGGAAAUACGGAAACAUCGACGAUCGAGCAGCAACAGCAGAUGUUAUUGGACGCGGUGGUGACAGAUGUGGGUGCUGCGGCCGGUAUGACGGAUCUGCAAGCACCAGAAGUGACUACUGCGACCAAAAGCCCCGACCAAACGCUUGUACCGACCUCGACGACGACCGCAGUUAGUGAUAGUACGAUAUCGCCUGGUGGAGAACCGAUCAUUUCCACCAGCAGCAGUACGGUGCUGAUGCCUGGCAUGGGCGUACAGCCUGGUACCGUUGGGGGUUCGCCAGCUACCUACGCGCAAGCGUUAAGCGGGCAGGUGCCACAAACGAUGACGGCAGCUACAGCUGCCACCGGUACGGCGAUGUAUGGUAUGCAUGGCGUCGGUGGCACGAUGAUGCAGCAGCAGCAGCAACAGUCGCAACAACAGCAGCAGGCGCAACAAAUGCAAGGUGUUGCUCCGGCGGGACAAACGGCGACAGGGGAGAUGAUGAUUCCUCCACCGCCGCCUCCCUACCAGACACCACCGAUGCUGUCCCACAGCCAAGAACGGGCGGCGAUACAGCAGCAGAUGCAGGAUAUGUACAAGCUGCCGAUGGCCGACAAUCAGGAGAAAAUGAUGCGGCUUCAGGAGCGGCUGGCAAUGCUACAGCAGCACGAAGCAAGUGACGGUUGCCAAGGACUUGGUCCUCAACCGUGUCUGCUCAUGCAACCACCGCAUCCAUUAUAUCCAGGAGUUCCUUCGGUAACGGCGGCGGCCGCUGCGGCUGCUGCUGCCAUGAUUGACAGUCCGCAGGUAACCAGCACGACGGGCCGAGGCCGUGGCCGGACACCCUCGAGCAAACCUCGAAAAUCUCGCGCCAAGAAGUCAGAUAAGCUGUCGGCCCAACAGGAGGCGGCGGCGGUUGCAGGCCAGACGGGGCUGAUCACGUCGGGAGAUGAAACAUCGCAGCCGCACGUAAUGAUGCCACUUCCGGCUGCAACCACCCCAACGGCGUUGGGUGUCAUGCCCACACCGACGACGUUGCUCCCCGUUUCGGAAGAUUCGGUGACGGCUGGCACGGGAUUGCCCGAUGUGAGCUCUGAUGGAAGCAGUUUCCACGACCUCAUGGCAUUGGAGGGUGGCGUUGGUGGAAUCGGAGGACUCGGUGGAGGGGAUCUUUCGCAGGAUAAUCUUUCUUGCAGUGGCACAGGCGAUCUAGACACAUCGACCGAUGCGAGUGGCAAGAAAAUUAAGAAACCUAGGAAACCACGGGAACCGAAAAAGCCCGCUUCGGCUAAGGCGGCGGCGGCAUCGGUUGCCGGAGAAGGUGUGAAGGAGACGGCACCAGCCACACCGAAGAAAGAGAGCAAGAAGAAGGAAUCUAAAGACAGCAAAAAGAAAAAGAAUCGUAAGACCACUGUUUCUAGUGAUGGUGACAAUUCGCUGUCCAUGGAGGAUGAGUUGCCGGAUGGUGGAAUUUCAGGUGACCACGAACUGUCCAAAUCCGGAACGACGACGAGCGAGACUGACGAAAAUCAGUCCCUGGCUUCGUUGAUGAAUGCGCAAAAUUCCAACGAUGCAAAUGCAGCGACACCGAGCAGUGGCGCGAUGAUGGAUGUUGGCUCAGAUGAAGCCAAAGAAUCGUUGGGUGUUGCUUCUAUGGCAGGCGCAGUAGAAUCAACUGCCGAUGACGAGGAAGGAACAAAUGCUACAUCUUCCGUUGGCGUCGAUGGGCAGAUGGAGGAGGAUAGGCAGAUUGGUGCCUCUGACGGAAUCUCUAACAGCGGUACAUUCGUGGCUCCGACCGAAGAAAUGAAAGAAGAGCUGGAUGGUGAGGAGCAAUCGAAAGCAACGAUUACGACUACCAGCGGAGAAGAACCAACCGACGGUGAUAAACCUGCCGUACCGAUGGAUGAAGUGACGGACUUUGACGAUAUUCCUGUGUCGAAAAUCGACAAGAGCGAGCUGGCGAAAGAGGAUCAGGAAAAGAAGGAAGGCGUUGAUGAGGGUGGUGUCGCGGUUCCCGAGCCGGAACCGGAAACUCCGACGAAGAGCAAGAGCAAGAAGAGCAGCAAGAAAAGCAAGGAACCGGGCAGUGCGGAAGGUGGUAGUAGCAGCAGCAGCAGAAAUCGAAACCGACCUAGUGGUGGCAGCUCUUCUUCACGCCGUAGCGGUGGUAGCAAAUCUAGUGGUGGUGGAUCGAAGAGUAGAUCACGUCGCAGCCGCAUGAUCGUCACUGAGUCGGAUGGUGAGGGAGAUGAUUUGCUAAGCACCCCGCCACCGUCGCCUCCACCGGACACCGAGGCGGACAGUUCAAAGCGUCGUUCGGCACGCAACACGCAACGCAAGAAGUAUGUUGAUGACGUUAUGUUGCGGUUUUCCGACGAUGAAUCGGGCAUGAUUUCGCCGACACCCACGGGCGGUAGAAAGGAUCGUCGCUCCGAUGGUGGUGCAUCUGAGCGAAAAGAAACCAUUGUGCCGGUCGCUGCGUCGCUUGCCAGCGGUGAAGCUGGCGCUGUCGCUGCUGAUGGAUCUGCGCUAGCAACGGGAAGCGAAGCCGGUGGUGUAGCCGGGGCGACUGGUGAACCGGUUGGGGAUGAGAGUAAAGUGAGUACCUCGGAUGCGGUGAAGCUGGCUCCGGGUGCCGUGGAACUCGGUCCAGAUGGAAAACCAGUUGAUGAAACAUCGAAACCUAAUGCGAACUACGUUUACGUCAACACUGCCGAGGAGGAUUCGAUGGUUGUGCAGUUUGUUCUGGCGGUACGGAAAGGUCGGCGUGAGUUGAAGCCUGAUCCACCGCCGCCACCACCGAAGGAGAAAACUCCGGAACCCGCUGAAGGUACCAGCGAGGUGAAGAGCGAACCUAAGGAUGGAGAAGAAGCCUCUACCUCGACAGAAGACGGCACAACGGACGCCAUGGUUAAGUCUGAAGAUACGCAAACCGUGAAAGAUAAAGACGAGAAGGAUGCAGAAAAGGAAGCAACAACCCUGGAAAUUUCAUCGUCAACCGAAACUCGUGUGGACAACGGUACAGAUAGUGAUAAGCCUUCAGGUGAAUCUGUCGAAGAUAAAUCAACGGUGGCGCCUAAAGAAACAGCUGAUGAGACCACCGAAUCGAAAGAGAAGAUGGAAAUAAAUGAUCACAAUGAAGGAGAUGUAACAAAGAGUGCGAAUGAGGAGUUGAACAGUAAAACAGCAAUGGACGUUUCGGAGCCAGAAAAAGAAUCUACUCCGACUGUUGCAGAACAGAUGGAAACGGAUGAAGAUGCUUCCAAGGUUGACGAUAAAGUUGAGUCGGCUGAGAGUAAGAAAUGUGAACAGCCGAAUGGGGAUUCAUCGGAGGAGCACAAUGAGCUUGAAACUGACAGUGCCACUAAACCGGUCUCAGAAGAAGGCUCAGAAAAUAAGCCUGGAGAUGUAGAGCGCAUGGAAGUAGACGAACCAAUUGACGACAAAAAGAAACUGGAUAGUGAAGUUUUGUCUGAAGUCAUCAAAAAGGAGGACGUCUCGAUGGAAGAAUCUGCUUCUGAGCAGACGACAGAAGUGAAGAAAGAGGAAAGCGACACGGCUGAAAUAGAAGAGAAGAAACCAGAACCGGUGUUCAUAGAUGUGGAAGAGUACUUUGUAAAAUAUCGGAACUUUUCAUACCUUCACUGUGAUUGGCGCACUGAAGACGAGCUGCUGAAGGGCGAUAAGCGCGUUGGCAAUAAGAUCAAACGUUUUCUCAUGAAACAACAACAGCAGCUGAACAUCUUCGAGAGCCUUGAUGAGGAGCCGUUUAAUCCGGAUUUUGUCGAGGUUGACCGAGUGCUGGACGUGUCCGAACUCGUCGACGAUGAAGGCAAGACGGUGAAGCACUACCUAGUGAAAUGGAAGAGUCUUCCGUACGAGGACAGCACUUGGGAGUUGGAAGACGACGUCGACCAGCCAAAGAUUGAGCAGUAUUACAAGUUCAACAAGAUUCCUCCCAAGAGUGAAUGGAAGAGUAAGAAACGGCCACAUCCCGAUCAGUGGAAGGCGCUUCCGGAGUCGCCCAUCUUCAAGGGUGGAAAUAAGUUGAGACCAUAUCAGCUUGAAGGAUUGAAUUGGUUGCGUUACUCGUGGUACAAGGGCAACAAUUGUAUCUUGGCUGACGAAAUGGGUCUGGGAAAGACCAUUCAGAGUCUUACUUUCGUGAAUUCAGUAUAUGAGUACGGCAUUCGCGGACCGUUUUUGGUGAUUGCUCCGCUGUCGACUAUUCCAAACUGGCAACGCGAAUUUGAAGGCUGGACAGAGAUGAACGUGAUCGUAUAUCACGGUUCGGCGACCAGUCGACAAAUGAUCCAAGAUUACGAGGUGUACUACCGAACCGAAACAGGCAAGCUGAUUCGUGACAUCAUCAAAUUCAAUGUACUGAUCACAACGUUCGAGAUGAUCGUAACUGAUUAUCAGGAUCUGAAGGGUUUUAACUGGCGUGCUUGCGUUAUUGAUGAAGCGCAUCGCUUAAAGAAUCGAAACUGCAAAUUACUGGAGGGAUUGCGGCAGUUAAAUCUCGAGCACCGAGUUUUACUCUCCGGUACACCGUUGCAAAAUAACGUCAACGAGCUGUUUUCGUUGCUCAAUUUCCUCGAACCAAGUCAGUUUGCAUGUAGCGAUGAGUUUUUGCGUGAAUUCGGUAGCUUGAAAACGGAGAGCGAAGUGCUUAAACUGCAAGCGUUGCUGAAGCCGAUGAUGUUGCGCCGAUUAAAGGACGACGUGGAGAAAUCGCUGGCACCCAAAGAGGAAACGAUUGUUGAGGUGGAGUUGACGAAUAUCCAGAAGAAGUAUUACCGUGGUAUUCUGGAGCAAAACUUCUCCUUCCUUAUGAAGGGCACCACAUCCGCGAACAUUCCGAAUCUGAUGAACACGAUGAUGGAGCUGCGAAAGUGUUGCAUUCAUCCGUAUCUGUUGAACGGAGCCGAAGAUCAGAUUCAAUACGACUACCGACAGCAGCACGGCGAAGAUGCAGAGUCAUAUUACAAGAACCUCAUUGUAUCUUCGGGAAAGAUGGUGUUGAUUGAUAAGUUGUUACCGAAGCUACGCGCCAACGGCCACAGGGUGCUGAUUUUCAGCCAGAUGGUUCGGUGUUUGGAUAUCCUGGAAGAUUAUCUCAUGUAUAAAAAAUAUCCAUUCGAGCGCAUUGACGGGCGCAUUCGAGGAAAUCUGAGACAGGCUGCGAUUGAUCGAUAUUCGAAACCAGAUUCUGAUCGCUUUGUGUUUCUGCUCUGUACAAAGGCUGGUGGUUUGGGCAUUAAUCUUACCGCAGCUGAUACAGUCAUCAUCUACGACAGCGAUUGGAAUCCUCAGAACGAUUUGCAAGCACAAGCUCGCUGCCAUCGUAUCGGACAGCAGAAGAUGGUCAAAAUUUACCGACUGCUUUGUCGCAACACAUACGAACGUGAAAUGUUUGACAAGGCGUCACUCAAGCUGGGUCUCGAUAAAGCCGUUCUGCAGAGCAUGAACACGGGCCAGAACAAGGAUGGUACCCAACGGCAGCUGUCGAAGAAAGAGAUUGAGGAUCUCCUUAAAAAAGGUGCUUACGGAGCCGUAAUGGAUGACGAUGCCGGAGACAAGUUCUGCGAGGAAGACAUUGAUUCGAUCCUGCUGCGCCGCACUCAAGUCAUUACGAUGGAGAGUGAAAAAGGAUCAACCUUCUCGAAGGCCUCCUUUGCGGCGGCUGCCAACCGCAGUGAUAUCAACAUAGACGAUCCCGAUUUCUGGAACAAGUGGGCUAAGAAGGCAGAGAUCGAUCCAACCGCCUGUGAGAAGGACGAAACGGAGGAUCUCGUUAUCGCGGAACCUAGACGGCGAACACAGAUCAAACGCUACGGGCAUGACGAUGGUGUGAUGGAUAUCUCGGAUGAGUCGUCCGGCGAACAGGGUAGCGACGGUGAAGAAGGUGGCGGUGGUCUAAAAACGCGUAGCAAACGAACGCGCGGUGCCAAGGAGCGAAAGAAGCUGCAACAGCAAAUGCAACAUGACGAUUAUGUGCCACGUGAUCGGGAAACGCUUGCGGUGCUCGGUGCGGACGAAGUUUCGUACGGUAAUUGGGCACGUUCUGAGUGUUUUAAGGUCGAGAAGGGAUUGCUUUCGCACGGCUGGGCUCGCUGGACGGAAAUUCUCGAACAGGGGCAAUUCAAGCGCGGCUGGCGAGAGCAGGAUGUGGAAGAUUGUGCCCGUGUGAUUCUACUGUAUUGCCUGGAACGGUAUCAGGGUGAUGAGAAGAUUAAGAACUUCAUUUGGGAUCUGAUAACACCUAACGAAGGAGGCGAACAACGAGAGAUCGCACGAAAUCACAGCGGAUUGCACAAUCUAGUACCGAGAGGGCGCAAUGCGAAAGGACGUAAAUCCACUUCAACAUCAACCUCGGCCUGUAACACGCCGAAACGGGAUUCUUCGAAUUGUACCACAUCGGCAGGAGGUAAUGGGGGUGGUUCUCCUGUGGUGAACACUCCCGCUGGAUCGACCACUCCUGCUCCUCAAUGCCCAGCAUCCAGUGAGGCGAAUGAAGAUGCAUCUUCGAACUCGUCCGGCACGAAGGCAGAAAAAUCGGCCAAAUCAGGCUCGGACACGGGCGGCACUACGACACCUGUAUCCGAUCCGCACCACUGGAGCAAGGACGAAAAAUAUGAUGCCGAGAACCUACUUGACAUCAACUACAAGAAGCAUCUUACCAGACAUGCUAACAAAGUAUUGCUGCGCGUUCGUAUGCUGUACUAUAUCAAACACGAGGUGCUCGGUGAUCUGGUAAAUCAAAUCAAUGAUGGUGCAAAUGCCAGCGAUCUCCCAAUUCGGCCCCCGCCUACGCCCGAUCAGCUGCCUUGCUCAUGGUGGAAUCCAAAUUGUUGCGAUCGAAGUUUGUUGGUGGGAACGUACAAGCAUGGCUGCGAAAACUACCGUGGGAUGCGGGCGGAUCCGAUGCUCUGCUUCCAGAGCCACUGCGGGCCCGGUGAUGGCACCGUCGAAGAGGCAACGAUUGUCAAAGAGACUGACGACGACGCGAAUUCGAAACAAGGUGACAAUGAAGAAGAUCCAGAAGAAGGCGGUCCUUCGGAAGCGGCUCGUUCAGCCUCCGUUGGAGUUGAGUCCAAGGAUGAUGAUGAAGAAUCCACAGUUGGUACGGCAAGCGCAGCACCGACACCAGUCUCGUCGGAUCUGAACCCCGAACUGACCUGGCCAACGAUGCAGGAUCUCAACACACGGUUGCGGCGCGUCAUCACGUCUUAUCAGCGCAACUACAAGAAGGAGGAGCUAAAGCAACAGCAAAAGGCGAAGCUACAGACGAUUGUUCCACCCGCCGGCACGCCCACUCUCUCCGGGCAAUCGUGUUCAUCGCCGUCAACACCAUCAACAACACCGGGUCCGAUGAUUGUGACCCCUCCACAGCAACCUGGCCAACAAGGACAAUUGUCCUUGCAACAGCAACAGCAGCAGGUUACCGCCCAACUCCUCGGUGCCAGCGGUAGUUCUCCAAUUGUGGUGGGAUUAAAUCAUCCCAACGCCGGCGGAGCGUUGGGUACCGCAGGAGGAACGGGUGCAGCUGGCGGUGGCCUUUCACUCGGUUCCUCCGUAGGAUCGCAGGGCAAAGGAAUGCAACAACAACAACAACUGCAAUCUGUCGGCGGCGGUACCGGUAGUGCUGGUGGUCUGCAAGCUCCCACGGCUGGUAUGCCAACGGCAGCUGACUUCAGCUUGAUGCUUAGCCUCGGGCUUGGUCUAAACCCGGCAGAUCCAAGCCAGCUGGCAAACAUUGACCUCCAGAAACUAGCAAUGUAUCUGAAAAUGGAACGUCGCGAGAAGAACGAACAAGUAAUGCGCGAGCGCGAGCGUGUUCGAUUAGAGCAAAUACCGAAACGGUGGACUCGCCGCGAGGAAAACGAAUUCAUUCGUGUCCUGACGGGUUACGGUAUCGAUUUGCAACCCAACUCAACCGUCCCUACACCAGACUGGAGCCGGUUCAAAGUGUUUGCCAAAUUGGAUAAGAAGACGGAUGAGAAUUUGAGCGAUUUCUACAAGGUGUUCAUUGCCAUGUGUAAACGGCAAGCUGGUGUUAAGUUGGGCGACGAUGAGAAAGGCCUAGAAGGAUUGGUAGAUGACGUCACGGAAGACCACGCUAAGCUGAUUCUGGAUCGGCUGGAGCUGCUCUCAAAGGCACGUCAAAUCGUGAAGCACCCAAAGCUAGAGGAAAAUAUACGUCUGUGCGAAAACAACCUCGAUACGCCGGACUGGUGGAUACCGGGGCGACAUGACCGCGAGCUGCUGCGAGCGGUGUUGAAGUACGGUAUCUACCGUUCGGAGCAAUUAAUACUCGCAGACCCCGAGUUUCCGUUUUACGAAUCGGCCAAGAAGUAUCUUCAGCAGCUAGAAAUGCAGAUACAAUUGCAGAACCAACAACUGCUGAAGAUGCAGGCUGAGGCGGCAGCAAAAACAGAAGCGGCACUUGCAGCUUCGAAGAAGAAUGAUCCAUCACCUGAAAAGAUCAGUGAAUCUACGGCUUCAGCAGAGACGGCAGUUCCACCUGGUGUUGCUGUAACAUCAGGUACCUCCGAUUUGCCAGUGAAACAGGAGACUGAUAGUGCACUUAAUACCAGCACGAGUGAUGUCCUCCCAAAGGAAGCUUCGGCUGUUGUUUCAAAGGUAGAUGAAGCAUCUCCUACGAAAACGGAAUGCGACGACACGGUGGAAACAGUGGUCGCUGCGGUGCCUUUGGAAAAUAAGGAUUCAUCAACAUCGAGUCCAGUUAAAGACAACACGGAGGGACCAGGAAGUCCGAAAAAAUCGCCCCCGCGAGAUUGUGUUGCAGCUGAGUCUCGUGACGGCAAACAGGAGGAAGAAGUACCCAAUUCUUCUGAAAAGUCGGCUGAAGUCGUCGAUAAAGAAUGUGUUGAGAAGUCUGAUUCUGCGCGAGAAGAAAGCUCUACCAACGAUAAAGAAAAUAUCGAAAAAGAGUCGUCGGCCGUCGAUUACACUGAGGUCGAGGCAUAUCUAACGAAUGAUACCACCAUGAAAGAGUCCGACGAAAAGGUAAAGACCGUGGAGCCGGAUGUUGAUCCCACGGUUGUGAAUAUCGUUACAGAAAAAGCUCCUGAUAGCAUCAAAGAGCAGGAAGUUAAUGCCACCAUUGGAGAAAAGCAAGAAGAAGAAGAAACUAUGAAACGAUCAGAAGAGACGCAGAACAAGAAAUCAUCGAGUGAAAGUGGGGAAGAUACGCCGGUAACGGUGGAAAAUGGUAACGAAAAAGUGCAACCGAAUGUUAAUGCUGAUGAUUCAAAAAUGGAAGUUGACACGAAUAUCGCUGAAGAAUCGGAAAAAUCCGAAACAUCUCCAAAAGAAGUCGAACAGAAACAGCCCGAAGCAGUAACAGAAAAGCCAAAAGAAGAGAAUGAUAACAUGAAAGGGGCUACUGAGAGCACCAAUGCUGCUGAAGAAAAGGAUAAUGUGACGGAAAAGAUGGACACAACCGAGUCAGUUGCUGAAGAUGAGUCGGAAAAGAAAGAAGCCAAUGCUGAUGAUAUAAAUCAGAAGGAAAAUAGCGCCCUGGAAACCGACGAUUGUGCUGAAAAAUCCGUUGAAAUGGCGGUUGAAAAGACUGUAGAAAAGGCUGAGGAAAAGGAUGAAGAAAAGGCUGAAAAUACUGAAAAUUCAUCCUUGGAAAAAAAUAUUGAAACGUUGGAUGAAACAUCGGAUAAUUUGAACAAAACUGACGAUGAAAAGAAAUUUGAAAUUGAUGCCCCAGAAUCGCCGAAAAAGGAUUUGGUUGAUAAUCUCGCAACAGAGGUAAAAGAAGAUAAAGAAGCACAGGACAAAUCUGCUGAAACGACGACCGCUGAAGAUAAGAACACUAUUUCGACGGAAGAAAGUGAUGCUAAGGACGUUACAAAAGAACAGCCAAACGAAGAGCCAUCUGGUCAGUUAGAAAAAAUGGAAGAUGAGCCGUUGAAGGAGUCAGAAGCGGCUCCCGCCGAAGCGGAUCAUUCUACUUCUAAGAGUGAAUCUACGUCGACACCCUCCAAGAGCAGCACAAUUGUUGAUGGUGUUACGACCGCGGAAAAAACUACAGAAUCGGUAGUUUCAGAAGCCGAGAAACCUAAAGAUCUUGAAAUUCCAAUGGAUACCGAUAAAGUCGUGGAAAGUUGUGACAAGAAAGAGGCAGAAAAUGUGCAGACGGAUGCUGGGGAAACAGCUGCAUCUGAAAAGGCUACGAGCAAUAAUACUGAUGGUUCUGCUGCGACAGUUCCUGAAGGCACUGUCAAGGAAACGAUGGAGAAAGAACGACCUGCUCGUUCACCAUCACCGGACGUUAUUAUUGUCGAGGAAAAGAAACCAGCUGAGGUGAAAACGGUUGUGAAUCUUACCGACGAAGAACGCUGUUCACAGCAGACCGCUGCGUUGAAGGCACGUUUUCCGGACCUGGAGGUGUUCCAACCGCUUAUGAAGUUGAAGCAGUUGGAUAGCAGUCUUACGAAGGAGGAUUUGAAAAAUAUGAGUAAAUUCGCAAGCAUGAUCGACACUUCGAUGAUCGUGAAAUGGUUCCGAGAUUUUGCGCUCGAACGUCGCGUCGGCCACAUCAUCUACUGCGUCGAGCAUAGCGAGUGGCCUGUCGGCAAAUCGUACUCCGCGUACACGGGUUGCCUGGGCAUCGACCUAGAUAUCCCACUGUACGAGACGAUCAAGCGUAUCAUUCCGGUGAACGACGAAGUGCGUCGGUCGGCGUCCAGUACACCGGACGUAAUUACGAUCACCACCGAUCACCAGAACGCAAAGCAAAUCAGCAGCCAGGCUGCGGCUAUACAACAACAGGUUGCAGGCGUUGGUGGCAGCGGUAGCAGUAUUGGUCUGGGGGUCGGUGGCAACGUAUCUUCCGGUGGUGCUAUUGGGGCAUCAUCGUCUGCGGUGUCGAUGAAUCACCAGAGCAUGACGGCGGCAACCGCUGCAGCUGUUCAUGCGGCGGCCGCCGCAGCUGCGGCUGCCGGUGUUGGUGUGGCGGUACCGCCAGCAAGUAAGAAACGCAAACGACAUAUUGCUAUCGAUGUUGAAACCGAGCGAGCCAAAUUGCAUGCGCUGCUGAAUAAUACCCAGAGUCCAGUUCCUACUGGAAAUUCUAAAACGCAGUCCUCGCACGCCUCAGCUUCGAACAGCGGUGCUGGAAGUGGCCUGCAGUGGAAUGACGAUGAUGUGCAGGAGGUGGCAAGCAACAGAAACACUUCCCGAGGUGGUGGUGCUAAUUCUAACGUAUUGCAGCCCCCACCAGCACAUCAGCAUGGUCCGCGGAAUCAGAUGACGUAUCCCAAACCAACGCUGAUUCCUGGAACCUCCAGUACACUAACACCGAUCGAUUUAUCUUCGAGUUAUAGUUUGCCGAAAAUGAACAUCGCUGACAUGAUUAAAAGCAGCAGCAGUAUGGGAGCAAGCGGUGGCGCUAUGGAUCUUAGCGAGGUGCAAGAUUUCUCAAUCGGAAAGAACAAAAAAUCCUCCAGCAAUCAGCUGCCCAGCGGUAUCAGCAUAACGAGCGCCAGCGGACCCUCGAACAUGAUGUUGAGUCACCAGCACCAGCAGUCGCCGUCCGCAGCCGUGGCCGCGGCAGCUGCUGCCGGGAAGGGCAAGCUGAACGAUAUGCUUUCGAAGCUGAUGAAAAAGAACAACGUCAGCGUACCGAUUGAGGAACCACCGCUCGGAAAAGAGAAGAAGCGCCGGAAGCUGGACGAAAUUGUGCUCGGAUUAUCCGCCGCGAAAGAGCACAAAACCAUCUUCGGUGAUCCGACACCGCCCGGUGGAAGCUUCUCCGGUAGCUCGAUGAAGAAACCGCAAAUACCACCGUCGGUGUCGGUUACUCCUGCGAGUGCCCCAUCUUCGGUAAGCCAGCAACCACCACAGAAACCGUUCACCAUAACCGUGACGAGUGUGCCAGGCAAUCCGAAGGGUAGCGGCCAAGGAUCGACGGGUGUCGGUGGAUCUUCAUCUGCUAGUGGCAACAGUGCGGCAGCAGCUGCUGCAAGCAUGCAAGCAGCCCUACAGGGUAUGUCUGGCAUGGGUAGUGCGAUGUCGACGAAGGACAGCCUAAAUGCGCUGUUUGCCCAGACGGCCCACGUGGAGCAGCAGACAUUCCUGAAGCAGCAGCAAAAGCUUAUUCAAUCCCUGCCAGCCAAUUCACCGCAACGCAAAGCAUACGAGGCGAUGUUCGCGGAAAUGAAGCAAGCCGCCGAACUAAGCUCGAAGCUCAACCAGUACGGUAGUGCACACGACGCCAAGGUGAACAAGUGGCUCGCAGAGCAGACGGCCGCCCUAACGGAGCAAGCGAUGGGCAUGGAUUAUCUGUCGCCUCGAUCACGAUCUCGCGGAGGCGGUAACUCGUCGGCACAAAACUCACCUCAAGGUGGUAGUGGUUCGCGAUCCACGCGUGGCUCUGCAAACAGCAAUCUUCAGCAGCAGCAGCAGCAACAGCAGCAACAACAGCAGCAGCAGCAGCAACACCAUCACCAACAGCAACAGCAGCAGCAAGCCGACAGUAAUCCUAUGGCGUUCAACUGGAAGAAUCUAACCGGUGACGAGUACGUCGCCGUGAUAAACAAAAUCAACGGAAAGCGACUGACGGGUAACAAAGCGCCACAACUAAAACGGCUCACACAAUGGUUGGCAGACAAUCCGGCCUACGAAAUCGAUCCAAAGUGGGCCGAAUCGAUAACGCUCCCGGGCGGACCGGCAGCUAUGUCGUCAUCUUCCAAGGGCUCGGAGGGAGGUUCCUCGUCGAAGCAGAUGCGGGCACAGAAUGCGGCCUCCGCCAGUCAGUACGGAACCACGGCCAGUGCUGGACAGCAAUCGUCUGGAUCCGCAUCGUCCUCGUCUUCGAAGAAGCAUUCGCAAAGCGGCAAUAAUGCGGUCGCAGCCGCAGCAGCAGCUGCUGCCGCAAGUAUGCAAUUCCCGGGGCUUGCUGGACUGAACGCCAAUUUGCUAUCCAGCAUACCGGGGCUGGGCAGCUUCGAUCCCAAGACAAACCCGCUGCUGAUGCCAUUCGGUGGCAUGCCGGGAAUGGCCGGACUAGGUGGGCUCGGCAAUUUGAACAACAUGAAUCUCUUCUCGAAUCUAGCCGGACUGGGUGGGCUGUCCGGUGCGGCAGGUGGCGGAAUGGAUGCUCAGAGCCUAGCGGCCAUGAUGGCCGCCGCCGGUCUCGAUCCAACGGCGGCACUCGGUGCGGCAGCAGCUGCGGCCGCAGCCGCAGGUGGCACUCCCACAAAGGGAAGUGGUGGAAAAUCUCGCGGGAAAUCAGCCGCCGCUCAGUCGUCCGCCGUUAAUGACGGUGCCGGAACGUCAUCAUCAUCCGGCUCGGGGCAGCAAGGAAGUAGCUCGUCGUCGAAAAAUCAGCAGCAACAGGCAGCAGCCGCUGCUGCUGCUGCUGCCGCCGCAGCCAACAGCCAGUUCCCGUUCUUCUUCCCGAAUCCGAGUCUUCUAUACACACCGCUUGGACUGGGCGGGCUUAACCCGUACGGGCUGCCGGGAGUGAGUGGAACAUCAACGGGAACGUCAUCCUCGACGACAACCUCUCGCCAGUCACAGUCUGGAAAACAGAACUCUCGCGGUGGAGGAAUGAGCUCGGGUGGAGGCUCCUCGCAGUCGGCGUCCUCGCCGGGUGGUGGAAAAGGCCGUGGAUCGUCAAGUCUGAGCCAGCAGCAACAGCAGCAGCAGGCCGCAGCCGUCGCAGCGGCUCAUCAACAAGCCCGUGAAGCGGCUCAAUUGCAGCAGUUGCUUCUGCCACAUGAUACUCACCUGCUCGAGUCGCUGACACGUUCCGCUGGAUUGGACAUAUCAGCAGCCGCUGUAGCUGCUGCAGCUGCCGCAGCCGCAGGACAAGGUGUUUCCGGUAGCGGCAGUAGUGGCAGUGGAAGUGGCCGCGGUGGUUCGAGUGCUUCGGAGAAACAACGGGCACGCGAAAGUGCUGCAGCUCAGCAAGCCAACAAGCAGGCACUGGAAAAGCUGGAACGCGAACGGCGUAAGAUACUGGAAACGCUUACGGCCGGUGGCUUCCCGGCAGAUCUGGCCGCGAUGCAGGCCGCGUUUACCGCCACGGGCAAGCUUCCUUCGUCGUCGCACUCGUCAUCGUCCUCGAAGGGCAGCAGCAGCAACUCGGCCUCCGCCCAGGCGGCAGCAGCAGCUGCAGCCGCGAUGGCGGCCAUGUCGUCGAAGGACAUGCCCCUGCCGAUACCGCCCGAGUUCAGCCAGGCGCUGUUCGCAGGAAUGGCCGCCCAUGCGCUCUCCGCAUCAUCGGGUGCGGGCGGAGGAUCAUCGGGUGCAGGAGGCAGCGGUCGUUCGUCGUCGCCUUCUUCGGCGAAGAAAGCUCGCGAGCAUCAGGACUUGAAGGAUGCGUUCGAGCAGCUUGGCAAGAACCCCAUCGAGAUGCUAGCCCGCAGUCUCGGCGUGGGACCGGCAAUCUCACUCAUUCCGACCUCGUCGUCGUCCUCCUCGUCAACGCAAUCGUCCUCAGAAUCGAAACGGGCCCGGCAUGAGGCAGCCCAAUUGCAGCAUCAUCUGUCGAAGCUGGAUGCGAAAGCACUGCUAAUGGGUGUGGGAGGAAGUAUGCAGGACGAGAUGAAAUCCUCCUCCCGGAUGAGUCGCUCCACCGGUGGUGCAUCGACUUCUACUGCUGUUUCGGAUUCGUCUUCCGCUGCCGCUGCGUUGCUGGGACUGGACAAAGUCACAUUGACGCCGGUGGCCGCGGCAAGCAUUGCUGCUUCGCUACCCUCGCAAACGACCAUCUCGUUGGCACCUUCACCGCUCCCGAAUGCGGGAGGCGGAUCGUCGGGAGCGUCACUCAACCUCAGCUCCAAGAGCCCGGCCUUGUCCAGCUCAUCGUCGUCCUCGUCGGGCGGUGGCAUGAUGGAACAACGUGAACGCGAACGAGAUCAUCAUCAUCGCGAGCGGGAACGGGAACGAGAGCGUAGUGAACGUCACGAUCGUCACGAACGAGACCGGCUGGAACGGCUGGAACGACGGGAGCGCGACGAACGCGCGGUAGCGGCCGCUGCAGCAGCAAUGGCCGCCGAAAGGCUGGAGCGAACGGCGGAACGUAGCCUGCGUUCGUCGAUCGACAGCAGCAUUGCGGCGGAUCUCAGUCGGGCGGCUGCGGCCGGUUUGUCCGUGUCUCUAGCUACUCCUCCGGGUGCUGGCAGUUCGACAGGUGGACAAUCAGCGUCGUCAUCCGCAACCAGUAGCAGCCUACUCGGUACCACGUUGUCGUUGUCGGCGUUGGCAACCGGUCCCCAGAAUCUGUCCGCGGGUGGCAGAACGACACCAUCGGGUUCGUCUUCGAGUGCUACACCGUCGGCGGCUGGAGCUGGAGCACCACCGGGAGAAGGUGAUACCGGACGGGCGGGAGGCAGUGGUGGUCACGACAUGGACCUGGAGGAUCUGAUAGCGCCGUCAAAGCUGUCGAAGUCGAGCGGUGGUGUGCUGGACGAUGAAGUCGACCCACAGAAGCAGAUCAUGCUGUUGAAACAAAAGCAAAAGCUGCUCCAGCAGGAACACCUGAAGAAGGUGCACGAAGCACAGGAAGCACAACGGUUGAUCGAGCAGCAGCGCAUUCUAGCGUCGGCUGCGGCAGCAGCCGCUGUCGAACAGAAACAGAUGCUCAAGCAACAGCAAGAUCAUGGCUCUGUGGCCGGAGAUGAUCCAUCGUCCGAGUCGGCGGCGGCGUCACAACUGAAGGACGAUGAAGCGAACCGCGAACUGUUGCUGAUGGAGCGUCACGCGUUGUCUAAGCGGCGCCGUGAGAACUGCAACGAACCGGAGGAAACGGAAUCUAUUGACGCUGCGUCUGCAGCAGCCCACGGGCAUUCAGAACAACGCGAGAUGUUGGAUUUGAGCCGAGAGGACACAUCGUCCAAGCGAACACGCGAUGAAAGCGACACAGAUGGUCUGUCGGAUUCGCAUCAUCUUCACCAUCACCACCUGCAGCAGGCUCGAUCCGAAGCGGGUUCGUACGAUGACCACGACAUGCUGAUGGGUGGACCUGCUGGCGUUGACAAAGGAGCGGUGGAAUCCGACCACGAGACUGCUAGUGGUUCCGGCGGAUCGAUGCUACACCACCACCACGACGAUGAUCGACGCAGAACGUCGCGCCGGCACCAUCAACAGCAGCAUCACCACCAGUCGCUGGAUGGUGGGACGACAUCGGGACCAGAGGACGAAGCGAACCGCUCUGAAUCGGAGAAAUCCACACCUGAAACCGCGAUGGCGUCAGCACGGAAAUCAACCCGCUCCAGCACCGAAGCAGCGGGUUCCAGUGGCUGUGAAUCGAGCGCACCGGUUGCGCUAGUGGCUGCCUCGUUAUCCUCGUCGGCUUCUGCUACACCACCCGGUGGAGCGGGUGGCCGGCGAACGACACGCAGUAAACGACCCCGCAGCGGAGAGGACAUGGAAUCGCUUGGAGUGCCGGAACGGAAGCGUGAAUUGCGAUCCAGUGCCGGUCGACAGGCCGCAGCCGCCGCUGCUCGGAUGGCGGCGGAAGCAAAGGCGGCAGCGGCAGCAGCCGCUGCGGCCGCUGCUGGCGGAGGAACCUUCUCCGAUAGUAGCACCGGCUCGCUGAACCUGUCCGGCAGUGGCAGUGUGAAGGACCAGCACGAUUCGGACAAGGACGAACAACCGAUUUGACUAAAAAUGAAUAAAUGACGCUUAUAAAUGUAGUGUAGUGUAAGUAGGAAGGAGAUUGUAGAGAGAGGGAGUACGUAGAGCCGACGUCGGCUACAGGAGGAUAACAGAAGUCCAACGGUGGCCAAGAAGGCGGUAGUUGCAGAAACGAGAAGUGUGUAGGAACUAAUGAUUGAGAGAAGAUUAAAGUGACACAUAACUGAUAUUACGUUUAAAGGCAGGAACAAACGAGCGUAAUUCGAGCGAAAGAGGGGAAAGAUCAGGACAACAGUGCGCGUGGACGAGACGUGUGUGCUGGAGUUAAACUUUUAGCACACCACCGCAAUGACGCACAGCACACACACACACACACACAUCACCGUGUUUCGACGCAGGAUACUGUUUCGUGUGAUUGAGGAUCCAUCAUUCAGAUUCACGCUUCAUGCACCGUCCUGUUUUUGUGGGAAUCGGAGGGUAGCUUGAAGCGGAAGGUGACGCCAAUUCCGUGUUGUAGAAAAGACCCUUGGCAUGGUUUUACGCUCCGGCUAAUGACGGCUUGGGGAGGGUUUAAGAGGUCGGUGUGUGAAUGCCUCUCUUGUGGGAAACCGUUCCCCGUGUCAUUGGCGAAGGAUCGUAAGCGGACUCGAACCGGGUUCGACCUAAGCAUACACGGUCUGUUACAAAACUACCGACGUAAAAGGGAUAGGUAGAAAUAUCGACUCUCAAGCGCACGUUCCAGUAUGGUGUCGCAUUCGCGAGGCGAUAACCUGAUAAAAAGGAAUAGUUAGCAAGACGCAUGCAAUCGUUGCAGAAGAUUUGAAACUGACUAAUAUUGUGUCAGUUCCUAGACGGAGGAAAAAGGACACACGUUUUACAUUACGCAGCAAACCGUCGCGGUCUCACCUGCGUUUCACAUAAAACACAAACAGCUUGAUGCGUAAUAAUUACGGUAAUGCGUCACAAAUCAAAAGCAUUGAAAACAAAAAAUACGACAAUGUAAAAUAGAAAACAAAAACAUAUUAAAGAUAACACUAUCCAUAAAUACAAUUGAAUCAACCGAUGGAGCUAUACUACGUAUAUAUAUAUAUAUAUAUACAUAUAUGUAAUCAGUAAGCUAAUCUUACUAGCCGUAGAGUACCGCAAAAAUAAAGUCUAGGUUGUAAUGGAGGUAACAAGGGCGAUCGAGAGAUAAAAGAAAGGAUUAUAGGGACGAAUGAAAAUGUAUUUUUGUGCACAGUGCUGGGGACGUUAGGUGGGAAGAAAGGGAUGAUAAGAAGCAGGAAGAAAGUGUUUCUUGGAUGUGCGUGUCCGUCCCACCAUCUGUCGGGUGGUGGUGGUACGUGUGAAAAUUGACAUAAAUGUCCGCCAGCUCUAACGGUGGAGAUUGAAGACAAAAAAAAGCAAGCACUUAUACGAAUCCAAUCCAUUGGAAGCGUAAUGAGGGAAAUACUAGGUGAACCGGGGGAAGUGAGUCUCCCUUUCCGUUCCUCUUCUAUUGGUACACAGCAAAAGCGAGAGAGGGCAAGCAAAAAAGGAAGAAAAAAAAAAAACAAUUUAAAUAAUAAUUAUAAUUAUUUAUUUUUGACAUUAUUCUGUUUUUAGACUCAUUAAUUGAAUUAGUUAAGCUAGCCGCGCGUGGGUGCGGGGCACGGUUAGUUUUGGCAAGCGUUUCAGAAGCGGAACAAAACAAGGUUUAGGAAGCAGAAGGGAAGGGGAGCGGGAGGCCAAUGACCGUUCACACAACCCUCACAAGCUCACACACGGAGAAUCAUGUUGAUCGUACGAUUUUCCGCCUCAUGUUGCUGUUGCUGCUGCUGUUGAUGGCCCCAUGCGUGUUUAGUAGGCGAUGCUACGAUGGCGUUAUCCUUGGUGACCAUUGCACAUGGCGUGUGUUGUGUGUAGCGCGUGUGUGUGUAUGUGGGAGGAGUCGAUUGUUGCCAUCUUCUUGUGUACAUACAUGCAUACCUGAGCCACUCUGUAAAUCCUCCCCUUCCCUUGAUGAGUUGGGACCGGUGUGUGGGACCGAGAGAAAUCAUGCAAAUUAGUAGAUCAAGCAAAUGUGGGAUAAAGUGACACACAAACACUCACAUAAACACAACCUCCCCUCCCAUUACGACGUUUUUAUUAAGACUUAAACCAACAAAAUAAACAAAACGAACGAAAAUCCUGUACGGCGAAGGAAGCGUUAGUAGGCGGCGAAAUGCUAGAGAAAGGAUAAGACGAAAGUAUAGGAAUGCGAGAGGCACGGGCAGGGGGAAACGAUGAACUGCGUGUAGUACGGCGCGACUGGGAAUAAAUCAUAGUAGGCUCGAGACAAAAGAACACAAAACAAAAAAAAACUAGAGUGAACGGAGGGAAAUAAAAGUACUAAUCUCUACUCUCUUAUUAAAAUGUAACACACACACACACACACACACAAGCAGAGAAAUGAUAACAAACCUUUCCCCGCGAACGAUGUACAACUCCCUUGGGUGGCGAUAGUUUUUCCUCCUGCCGCCCAGCCUCGAUGAGAGAAGGAAUGAUGCGUGCGCCAAAUGUCCUUUAGCAGCGGCGGGACAGAACGCGAGAAGUUUAGAGAAGAAAGAGAUGAAGAGAUAGAGAGAAAAAGCGCGCGAGACAAGAAUGGAAUGUGGUGAAUGUUUGAUUUGAAGGAAAGUGAUAAUAAAUCUGA